CGUCAAGCUGCCGCGGCCUGGCUCUUCCUUUCAAGAUGGCGGCGCUCGCGGCAUCCUCCUCGUUCCUGGGUUUGAGCCCCGGGUCGCGGGAUCCCGCCACCGUCCGCCCCCGCUCCCGCAAGAAGGGCUGGAAGCGCUGGGCCGGCCUCGAGGCGCGGCUGGGCCGCGAAAUUGGCGACUUCCUCGAGGACGUGGUGCUGCAGCAGCGGGCCACAGGGGGGCUGAUUGCAGAGCAGCCAGACAAGGGGCUCUUCUUCGUGGACGCCAGUGAUGCGGAGAAGGAUCGGCAGCUGAACAAGGGCAAGGAGAAGCCCCUGCACGUCAACCUCAUCCUGCAGCCCGACUCCAAGGUGCCGGCACCCAAAAAUAUUUUGGCUCACCAAAUCCCCAACGGGCAGAAAGAGAAACGACAGCAGUUUUGGGAGAAACAAGCGGAAAAGGGGGCGCUGCCCUGCGCCGAGCGGUGCCUGUGAGCCCGGCUGUGGCAAGGGGGGCCCCCGCCAGAUAAAGCACCGGAAAAGGGGCACUCGGACCCCAAAAGGGGCUUCUAUGACAUCUGGGGGGCCAAUAACCCCCUGGACCGGGUGCUGGUGGGGCAGGACGGCUGGUUCCUGCAGCAGACCAAGAAGCAGAGGGUGAAGCACCCUGCCAGGCUGCAGGUGAAGCCUUCGCAGGUCCCCACCAUGGAGGUUGUCACCACCGGCAGUUCCUACAACCCUACCUUUGAGGACCACCAGGCACUGCUGCUGUGGGCUCAUGAGGUGGAGGUGAGGAAGAAGAGGGUGGAGGACAAGGUGGAGAGGCAGCUGAAGAUCCCUGAGGGCACCGAGAUCCCCACUGUGGACAUGGUUUUCCAGGAGCAGUGCGAGGGGCUGCUGGAGGUCGGGGAUGAGGAAGAUGAGGAGGCGCCAGCAGAGCCCAGGGAUGCGCUAAAACCGGCCCCACAGCAGAAGACGACGGAGCAGCAGCGCUGGCGGGAGAAGGAAGCCUGAGCCCUGGCAGCCCAGCAGUGCCAGGAGAAGGCGGCGCGGUGCCGGCGGCAGGAGCUUUUCCGCCUGCAUUCGCUGCAGCGGCAGGUGAAGUGGUGGGAAGCGGAGCUGCUGCGAUGAUGGCAGGCACAUUUGGCCAAGCGUCAGGUGAAGGACGCGCUGCCCCAACGCCUGGGGCCCCUCAAGUACGAGGAGCCCAGCCUGGAGGUACAGCUGAGCGACGAGCUGGCCGAGUCCCUGCACACGUUGAAGCCUGAGGGCAGCGUCCUGCGCAACUGCUUCAAGAGCCUGCAGAAGAGGAGCCUGAUCAAGCCGUGGGAGAGGGCCAAGUUCAAGAGGAGAUAUUGCCUGAAAUAUGUGGAGAAGAGAGCUUUCUGGGAAGUGACGUGAGUAGGGGACCCCUCCCUGACCGGCCGUUCUCUGUUACAGGCUGUAGCUGUCAGAUCCUGCUGGGCGCCGCAUCCCAAUAAAACCCUUUGCACCA
Harpia harpyja (harpy eagle) is the source of this 1473-nucleotide messenger RNA. It is a transcript of the gene NOP53, whose product is annotated as NOP53 ribosome biogenesis factor. Gene Ontology annotation, molecular function: 5S rRNA binding. Lineage: Eukaryota; Metazoa; Chordata; Aves; Accipitriformes; Accipitridae. The record is from RefSeq and is a predicted model, not a curated record. Gene Ontology annotation, cellular component: nucleolus. Gene Ontology annotation, biological process: rRNA processing; ribosomal large subunit assembly.